AAACGUGCAAACCGGUAGGCGAGGGAUCUGUUGCAAGGUGCAACAACAGGUGUUCGAUAUGUUACCAUAUGGUUAGGUACUUGUUACUAAAACUGGUAAUAAAUGCACUGCAAGUUAAUUGUUGAAUGGAAUGUGGUAAAAUCGAAUGUCACGGCAAGGAUUUCCGAAAGUAUUUGCUAGAGAUUAUAAAAUCUUGCCAACAUGUGCCCCUCUGAUAUGGAGUCAGCUGCAGGACCAUCAAAUGAAAGUCCAACAGAACGGACAGCAAUACGCUCUUUUAUACAAGAGCAACAUGACCAGCGGACUGAGGCCACGUGGCGCUGGACAUAUGGACUGCCUCGUAGGUACUUUGUUGCACUGAUGGCUUUCCUUGGUUUCUGCAAUGUUUAUGCUCUAAGAGUCAACAUGAGUGUAGCCAUAGUGGCCAUGUCUUCCAACAGAACAUCUGUGGAUCAGAAUGGAACAAUAACAUAUGGCCAAGAGUUCCCCUGGGACAGUGAAAUGCAAGGUCUUGUACUUGGAUCUUUCUUCUAUGGGUAUAUAGUGACCCAGCUACCAGGAGGAUGGCUAGCAACACGCAUCGGUGGUAAAAGACUUUUUGGGCUUGGACUUGCUGCUACUUCAUUCAUCACUCUCUUAACUCCUGCACUUGCACGUGGAAGUGUGUACCUACUUGUUCUUGGGAGAGUUAUUGAAGGUUUGUUUGAGGGUGUGACUUAUCCAUCAAUACAUGCAGUAUGGGCACGUUGGGCUCCCCCACUGGAACGUAGUCGCCUGGCAACUAUAGCCUUCUCUGGAAGCUAUUUUGGGACUGUCAUUGCAAUGCCAGCAGCUGGAGUCCUUGCCGAUCAUGUGGGAUGGCCAUCGAUCUUCUACGUUUUUGGUUUGGUGGGUCUAUGUUGGUGCAUUGCAUGGGGUGCCUUUGUAACUGAGACACCACAGCAGGACAGAAGGAUUACUGAUGAAGAACUUGAUUACAUUCGGUCUUCUGUUGGCCCUCAGGCCAACCACAUAAAGGUGGACAUGGUGGUACCAUGGAAGCGUUUCCUGACAUCAUUACCAGUAUGGGCAAUAAUGAUUGCCCAUUUCAGUGAAAACUGGGGUUUCUACACACUACUUACAGAACUUCCAACCUUCAUGAAAGAGCAGCUGGGUUUUGAUCUACAGUCUGCUGGUCUCCUGGGAUCACUACCAUACUUGGUCAUGGGCACUGUCGUGCAAGGUGGGGGCUGCCUCGCCGAUUGGCUGCGAGCAGGUGGUCAGCUGACAACCACACAAGUACGCAAGCUGCUCAACUGCGGUGCGUUCUCGUGCCAAACGCUUUUCCUGGUGGCUGCUGCACAUGCCACAACUCCUGCUACUGUUGUUGCCUGCCUCACUGGUGCUGUAGGAUUUGGAGGAUUUGCUUGGGCUGGAUUUAGUGUGAAUCACCUUGACUUGGCACCACAGUUUGCAAGCAUUUUGAUGGGAAUGAGCAAUACUGUUGCCACUUUGCCUGGGAUGAUCAGCCCACUCCUCACGGGAACCCUGGUUCAGCACAAGACACAACAAGAAUGGCAGUCAGUAUUCCACAUAGCAGCUGCUGUGUAUCUCCUUGGUGCUCUUUUUUAUGGCUUGUUUGCCUCUGGAGAACGGCAACGGUGGGCAGAAGAGCAGGAAACAAUUGCACUGUGUCCUGAUGGAGAUGAGCGUUCCCAUGCAUCGACAGAGGACUUGCCAUUUGGCACAGGGUCCUGCCAAUAAUGGAUAACAUUUGUGGGAUGAAUACAAGCUCCUGCAGUUGCACACACAGUAAUCUCACAUGGAUUAACCACACUUUCAGUUUUUCACAUCUGAAGCAAAUGAAACAUGGUGUUGUUUCAUAGUUAGUAUUGCGUUAUAUUUUAUUCAUGGCGUCAGCAAGCAGCCCACUGUCUGGUAUCGUGAAGAAAUACAGCUAUUAAAAGCCUAAAUACUGAUCAGUUCAAAAUAAAUAAGCUGCUUGCACAUAAUAUAGCUUCCUGCAAAGAAACAAUUGAAGGAUGGUGUAGUUGAUCAUGACUUGCAAGUGAUCAAUGUUUUAAGAACUAAUGAUUUUUGUCAGAAAUGUUUCCUUCCAACAAUCUUCCAGUCACAUAAUAUCCUCCUUAAUAACAUUUAAAUUAUAAGAACAAGCUGAACCAUGAGCAGUGACAUAAUGGGUCCAGAUAAUCAUGUAUUUUUAACAUACAUUAAUCUCACACUGGAAGUCUUUCUUCAAAAUCUUUUAGAUUUAAUCCACCAGAAAUACUUGUAGAAUCUCAUUUUCUUGAAACAAUAUGUCACAUCUAUCGUGGCUAAAAAUGAAGCAAAAGGACAAUGGAGUUGGUAUGAUCAUUCAGACAUUGUCAGUUGCUAACAUAUUGUUACAAUAAAAAUGGUCAUAGGAAAAAUAAUCACCAGUUGCCUUGUAGAUGUAAUCUGAGGUAGGAAUAUUAUAAAGGACAUAACUCAUUUCCUUUUCUCUUUUGGCCCAGUCUGAGCUUGCUUUCCAUCUCCAGUGACCUCAUGCUCUGGAGGACUGCAGUUCAAAUCCCUGUUGAAACAUCCACGUGCGUAGGAAUAUUAUAAAGGACAUAACUCAUUUCCUUUUCUCUUUUUGUCCAGUCUGAGCUUGCUUUCCAUCUCCAGUGACCUCAUGCUCUGGAGGACUGCAGUUCAAAUCCCUGUUGAAACAUCCACGUGCAGGUUCUCUGUGGUUUUUCUUAAUUACGUAAGGCAAAUGUUUGGAUGUUUCUUUUGAAAAUGACAAAGCUAGUUUUUCUCCAAUCCAUCUGCAGCUCAUGGUCUAGUGGCUAGUGUUGCUGCCUCUGGAUCACGGGGUCCCGGGUUCGAUUCCCAGUCAGCUUGGGGGUUUUCUCUGCCCAGGGACUGGUUGUUUGUGUUAUCCUCAUCAUUUCAUCAACAUCAUUCAUGUCAAUAGCUAGAUUGUACUGUGUACAAAUUGGACUGAGUAAAAAUUGGGACUUUGUAUGGGCACUGAUGGCCGUGCAGUUGAGCGCUCUACAAACCAAACAUCAUCAUCAUUUCUCCAAUCCAAGCUUGUGAUUCUCCUUUAAUGACCUCAACAUUGAUGGGACAUGAAAAACUCAAAUAUUCCUUCCUUCAUUCAUUCAUGAUCUGAAGAGAAAGUAUGGUUGUGUUAAAUACCUUUGACAUAACAGAAACAGACAUUACACGAGUAAUUAUGGUGUGGUCCAUAGGGCCAAAAAGGGACAAUAAAUGGCUGAUUAUGGUGUGAUCCAUUUGAAUGACGAUGAAAAGAAAGGAGAUGUAAAGCAAUCAAUGGUAAUGUGAAUUGAAGCAUGCGAAGUAAUGAGAACAAACAUUGUUAGAGGAAUAGAACAGUACACAUGGAAAAAUUACAUUGGUAACAAAGUGGCAGCUGACACAUCUAUUUGUUACAUUUUAUUCUGUAAAAGAAACAGUAUGUAGGAAAUAUUUUAAGUCCUUGCAGGCAGAGCUGAGUCUUAUAAUUACUGCUUCAUCUCCCUCAGAUUUCCCCAGUGACUGGGAUCUCACUCACAAAACCAUCUUAGCAUUCAGGGAAAACUUCGAAAAGUAAAUGAGCUAUGGCAGUCAUAUAUAUAACAACAGAUGUUCUUACAAGUGCAUUUUAUGUUCCACUGUUGCAGUUCCUCACUUAAUGCUGGCAUUGUGUUGAAGAGCAAGUAUUAAGCUUUCUUUUUAUUUUAAAUCUACUUUCCCUGUUUCAUUUGGCUGGAAAUCACUAAGCAUAUUAAAUUAACAUUUCCAAGCGACAUUACAUUUUAAAAAGGUAUUUUGUAACUCAGCUUCUGUUAUUUUCUGUUUGUUAUUAAAGAUAAAUGGCUAGAAGAAUGAAGUCCAGAUUACAGUCUUGGUUUUGGCAUAAUGUGUUUUAUGCUAUACUACAAGCUCACAGGACCCAAUAAAAUGUAAAAUGCAGACAUCCAACCAAUCCCAAAUUAAUUAUGUACUAACUGCCAGUAUGAAAUAGAGGCACAUCACCUCCAGAACAUCGAAGCACUGGAUCAUGUUUAUCAUUUAAGUAAAGCUUGUGAAUGCUGUAUUAUUAUUCCUUCCCUUGCAUUUGUGAACUACAUGUUACAGUAAGAGACAGCUGUUUUCAGUAAGACUGAUUUUUUUUAGGUUGUUUAUUUAGUGGCCAAUUAAAUAUGAAGACUGGAGUGUAUGCAAAAA
This is a messenger RNA of Schistocerca piceifrons (Central American locust), 4200 nucleotides long. Its product is annotated as vesicular glutamate transporter 1-like. NCBI's taxonomy places the organism in Eukaryota, Metazoa, Arthropoda, Insecta, Orthoptera, Acrididae. Gene Ontology annotation, molecular function: transmembrane transporter activity. Gene Ontology annotation, biological process: transmembrane transport; monoatomic anion transport. The record is from RefSeq and is a predicted model, not a curated record. The transcript has 10 exons. Gene Ontology annotation, cellular component: plasma membrane. Bases 202 to 1743 code for a protein of 513 amino acids.